Molecule: messenger RNA, 2539 nt
Organism: Pyricularia oryzae 70-15
Lineage: Eukaryota; Fungi; Ascomycota; Sordariomycetes; Magnaporthales; Pyriculariaceae
Exons: 2
Coding region: 719-2356 (545 amino acids)
Source: RefSeq, a predicted model, not a curated record
UACGGCGAAGUCUAAAGGCAGGAUGCGAAGCUGACCAAUGGAUGUGUUUUUUUGCAAAGAUGGUCUGGUUGCUUCUGGGGAGCUGCCAAUUGACCUAUGAAUGGUGCAUAAUUUAAAGCAGCCAGGGGUCGGUGGUGGUGGAUUGCAAACCGCUAGUGCGCUUUACCUGCCCCUGAUACCUGCUUGGUAAUAUUCUGUGCUCAGCGUAUGGUCUGGAGGGGGGCUGGAUGCAAGAGACUGAUGCUCGAGAGGGAGGAAAAAAAAAACGAGGUAUGAACACUCGCUUAUCGGUAUAUGUCGGCCGAAGCUGGCCUUGCGCGCUACUAAUAUUGCAUUGGAACUAAAGCGAGUAUGUGGGAUUCGAUGGAUGGUUACUUGGUUGUCUGCCAUUUCCUGUGGAUUUCAAUGCCCCAAGGCUAUCUAAGUGGAUGGCUUACCUUGUUUUGGGCUGCUAGCCCCCUACGAUGGCUUGGUAGCUCGGCACAAAGCAAUCGCUUAGCCUCCGAGCCACUUUGAAAGCCAGCAAUUCUUGCCCGCGUUUAGGCCGUGACGUAGCAGUGAAAAUGCUGUUGCCAGUUUAUUCUAGAAUAGACUGUUUUGUCUACCUAGCUUUACCUGUCUGUCGGCCUUUUUUGUUGUUGUCUGUUUCGUUACUCGUUACUUUGAACAACUCGCUGUAGGCUUUGGUGAUCGUCUCAGAAGGCAGCAGGCAAGCAUCAUGGCGCCAGAGGAGCGGAAGCGACACAGGAGACCGAGUGCCGCUGAUGAGACAAAUUCAGAUGAUGACAAUGACGCACCUAUUGUCUCGCCGGAAGAUCUGGUGAACCUGGCAUUUCAACAAGUUCCAAGUCUGGAGCCGCAGUCAACCCCCGAAAUCGAUCCCGGAUCCGACUCAAAGAUCCGACAUGGCACAUUCGACAUUCACUGGGACCCUAGGCUGAGUUGCCGGGUGGUGGACUUUAUAGGAGACAUAGAAGUUCGUCGCAUGCGACCAGCCAUACGAUGCCCCUUUCACUCCACUCCGGUCCUGUCACCGCAUCGUGUCGACGUUAAUCCCUCCGUGGGAGGACUGGCGAGUGGCAGCUGGGGCCGACUGCCCAAGUCGGAUCUCGCAGAGGAAGCGACCCAUGAAUGCCUGGCGACAAUCUGCGGCGCGACCAUUCCUGCGCCCUCACUCGUGCCGACUGCUUCUCAUGAGAACAUGGUGGAUUCACGGCCCAGUCAAAGCCGCGUGUCUGUAUAUCAGUACACGCUGAACAAGGCCAAGCCAAAGACGAGCCUGCGCAACGACGACGGCGCCUUCGCCUUCAUCCCGCAGACGGGCCCCGUGACCCUCGACACCGAGCUGGGACUGCUGGAGCUGCAGGUCGGCGACGUCGGCGUCGUGCCGGCCGGCAUACACCUGUCCAUAUCGCCGUCGAAAACCGCCGGGGCCGAGGUUCUCAGUGGAGGCUGCGCCGGGUAUGUGCUGGAGGUGGUCGGGACCGGGUUCGAUCUGGCAGCCGACUCGGACUUUGCUGUUGCUUCCGGCCCGCUGUCUCACGACGAAGGCCCUCUCGAUGCAGACGGCAAGGAGUGGACUCAUUUCGUCAAGGAUAGCAGCGCACCCAGGCCGCCGACGCUGCCAUCUUAUAUGACCGCCUCGGGCGCCAUCCCGGCGUGGAUGCCGCCGAAUCCCCCACCAUCCCACAGGAAUACCGCGAGGCGGCCAAAGCAGCAUGAGAAGGAGGCGGAGGAGAAGUGCGACGGCGGGCAAAGCGAGCCCGCGACGGAUGGCAAGCUCAACCCGCUUCGGCAAUAUACUCUCGCCCACGGUCCCCUGGACGUUGUGGCCUGGGAGGUGGAGGGCUCGCGGUGCGAAGACCUUCCGUACAAGGUGAGGAUGUCGGUUCCCGGACCAGAUCAGCGCGAGCCCUGGCCGGUGCUUCGAGCCGACCACGGCGACGGCCACGUCACCGAGCUGCGCAUGUUCGACAGCCGGGUGCAGACACCGCUUUGGGAUGCGCCCAACGCAGCAGCAGCGGCUGCUUCAUCCAGCACCAGCCAUGUUCCGGAUGACGCUGGCGCCGGGGACCGAGAGAAGCCCCGCGAUGGGCUAAACGUUGCGUAUGGUGUCAUACGCGGCCCCAAAGGCGACCAGGCAUGGCGGGGCCUCCGCGCUGGCGACCUGGUUGUACAGGCGCCAGGCGCCAAAGAUGCCGCCGCCGCCGCCGUCGUCCCUGAUCCGAUUCCUCAUUCGGACCCUUCUCAGUGUCAUGAUUUGCUAGGGUUCUCGUUUACGUUCCCCGGCAAGCUUGGCUUCUCAGAGUGGGCUCUGGCUGAGCACCCAGCCAGGAUCUCCUCGACGACGACAUGAGUGUACAUCUCUUCACUCUGACCUUAUUAUUAGAUAGAUACAACCCAAGGGCCAUCAGUCCGAGGCCGGACGAAUGCUUCGUCGCAGCGUCCACUUCACCAAUAUAGACUGGCCAAUAUACGCGCAAAGGCCUAACCGAGACACUGGGGGGGAGGAAGAAGCCUAACAUUCUAGUUUUUUUGA